Lethenteron reissneri (Far Eastern brook lamprey) is the source of this 6839-nucleotide messenger RNA. RefSeq lists its product as uncharacterized. Lineage: Eukaryota; Metazoa; Chordata; Hyperoartia; Petromyzontiformes; Petromyzontidae. Gene Ontology annotation, molecular function: exonuclease activity; nucleic acid binding. Gene Ontology annotation, cellular component: nucleus. The record is from RefSeq and is a predicted model, not a curated record.
GGCGGUCUCCCCUCUCUCCCCCUCCCCUCUCCUGACCCCCUUUACCCCCUACAGCGACCCCCCCAGCAGAGGACCCCCGAGUAGAGACCCCCUAGAGAACCCCCAUAGAGAGGACCCCUCUAGAGAAGCCCUCUAGACGAUCCCCCUAAAGAGGACCGCCCUAGAGGAUCCCAUAGCAGAGGACCCCGAGACGAUCCCUCCCCCCCUAGUAGAAGACCCCCUCAGAGGCCCCCCUAGAGAACAUCCUAUAAGAGAGGACCCCCCUAGAGAGGACCCCCCCCAUCUUAACCCUCAGCGGACACUCCCACUCACCCUGCUGCCGCUGGCUCGGUGGUUUGGAUGAACCCGACCCCUCUCCAGCUCCAACGGACCCCCCCAACCCCCUACACCACCAGCUCCCCCCCAUCGCAGCUGAUCCCCAUGCCGACCCAGGGCACCAGCGGCACCAGCGGCAGCAGCAGCAGCAGCGGUCUCUUCUACGGCUGCGACAGCUCCAGCGAGUUCCUGUCUCGCAAGCCGCAAACAUCGGCCGACCCGACCUCGUGGGCGUCGCGCGUCGCUCUGCUGCAGCUGUCCGCCACGAGCGCGGCCAAGAAGAAGACGAAGAAGAAGAAGUCCCGCGGGCAGAGCGCCAAGAUGCGGCGCAUCGUGGGCCGGAGGAGGCAGCUGGAGACGGAGAGGCAACAGCAGCAGCAACAGGAGCAGCAGCUGCAGUUGAUGCGUGCCGGUGGUGGUCGUGAUGGUGACGGUGGCGAGAGGAUCCAGACGGACAUUGGUGGUAGUGGUGGAGGUAGUGGUGGAGGUAGUGGUAGUGGUGUAGGUAGUGGUGGUGGUGGUAGUGGUGGAGGUAGUGGUGGAGGUAGUGGUGGAGGUAGUGGUAGUGGUGUAGGUAGUGGUGGUGGAGGUAGUGGUGGUGGUGGCGGCGGUGGUGGUAGUGGUGGUGGCGGUGGUGGAGGUAGUGGUGGAGGUAGUGGUAGUGGUGUAGGUAGUGGUGGUGGAGGUAGUGGUGGUGGCGGCGGUGGUGGUAGUGGUGGUGGCGGUGGUAGUGGUGGAGGUAGUGGUAGUGGUGUAGGUAGUGGUGGUGGAGGUAGUGGUGGAGGUAGCGGUGGUGGAGGUAGUAGUGGUGAAGGUUGUGGUGGUGGUAGUGGAGGUAGUGGUGGUGGAGGUAGUGGUGAAGAUUGUGGUGGUGGUGGAGGUAGUGGUGGUGGUGGUGGAAGUAGUAGUGGUGGCCUUGAGAGCUCCUGGAGCGAGGAAGUCGACCUGGAGGACCUGGACUCCGGGCCAGACGCGGCCCUGACGGGGCCUGGGGCCCCCGCGGCGGCCUUCGCUCGGCGGGGCCGGCGACUCGGCGGCCCAGGCCGGGCCACCGACGGCGGCCCUCGCCGUGGCCGCCACGAGGAGCGCCGGGCCACGGCGGGCCCAGCGGAGAGGCCGUGGGGCCUCGACACAACUCCCGGCACGACGAGCCGACGCGUCGGGGCUCGAUCCAAGCGCAGGGCCCACGUGCUGGGGUCGGCCAGCCGCUUGGCCGAGCACCGCUCUGGAUUCCCAAUGGCCACCAACAAUAUCACCGCCGAUAUCACCACAAAUACCACCACCAAUACCACCUCCGCCACCACCAAUUUCACCGCCACCGCCAAUAUCACCAAUUUCACCACCGCGAAUACCACCACCAAUACCACCGCCACCACCAAUAUCACCACCACCGCCACGAACGAACUCGAACAGCCACAACAAUGUCCCUCGGCUGUUGCAGGAAGUUCUAGAGAUCCCACCACCACCAACAACAAUGUUGUCAUUGACAAUCACCUCCCCCGAGCAGCAGUACGCGCCGUGGUGCCACCACCGCACAAGCUGGUGGCCGUGGACUGCGAGAUGGUGGGUCUGGGUCCCGGCGGGUGCCGGGGCGCGCUGGCGCGCUGCAGCGUGGUGGACUACCACGGCUCGGUGCUGUACGACGGCUACGUGCGCCCAGAGGAGCCCGUGACCGACUACAGGACCAGGUGGAGCGGCAUCCGGCCCAGCCACAUGCGGGACGCCACUCCGUUUCGAGCGGCACAAAAAGAGAUUGUGCAGCUGCUGCACAACAAGGUGGUGGUGGGCCACUCGAUCGCCAACGACUUCCGCGCGCUGGGCUACGUGCACCCGACGGAGCGCACGCGCGACACCGCCUCGCUGGUGGAGCUGCGGCGCCGGGCGGGCCUGCCGCUCGGCCAGCCCGCCUCGCUCAAGCGCCUCACCAAGCUGCUGCUCUACCGCGACAUCCAGGUGGGCAGGCACGGCCACUCGUCGGUGGAGGACGCGCGAGCCACCAUGGAGCUGUACCGCCUCGUGGAGUCUCAGCUGGGAGCCACCGCCGCUCCCUGAGCCGCCACUUCGACGGCCCCCGUCAUCGUCACGGCGACGGCCCCCGUCGUCGUCACGGCGACGGCCCCCGUCGUCGUCACGGCGACGGCCCCCGUCGUACCUCCCCCCCCACCUCCUCCCCCCAUCAUGAGAGACCAGGAAGGAGAAGGGGGUGGAAUGGAGUUGUGGUCGCGCUCCCUCUGCGUUAGCCCCCCAUUAGAAACCAACAACAACAACCACAACAACAACAACCACAAAAACAACAACCACAACAACCAUGACAACCACCACAACAACCAUGACAACCACCACAGCAACCACCACAACCACGAUAUCAACCACUACAACAGCGACGACAACAACAGCCACAACAACAACAGCCACCAGGCCAGCACCGAUGACGUGCCCCCCCACGGCAUCCUGGAUGCCAAUCCCUUUCCGCGCUCAUCGCGGUUGUGGAUCGGGGGAGGUGGAACUCAAACUAAUAAACAUAAUUUUUACUUAAAAAAACUAAAACUAAACUAUCUUUAUUUUACCAGGUAAGGGCCCCCGCUCAGCUGCGACGUAGCUCAGACGCGACCCUGCCCAUCACAAAUGGUCGCUCAACUAAUGUGGGCUCAUCAUCAAGUGAGAUUUGAUAGCAGCAGCAGCAGCCACAUCCUGCGACCGCGUGAAGUUGGUUCUAAAUGGGGAGGGAAACACCGGAGGAACCCGGAGAAAAGUCCACGCGACCACGGGGAGACGGAGAGAGAGACGCAAACUCCAAAUAUACAGCAGCAGCAGGCGUCAGGGUCGGGAUCGAACUCACGACCUCCUGCACACCAGGUGAGGUAGUUAACAUCUCCUAGCCACCGUGAUGAUGAUGAGAGAGAGAAACGCAAACUCCAAAUAUACAGCAGGCGUCAGGGUCGGGAUCGAGUCUCCGAUCUCCUUUAGACCAGGCGAGGUAGUUAACUGUUUAACGAAAACUAAAUUAUUUUAUUUUCCCAGGUAAGGUCCCACUGAGCUACGAUUUAGCUCGUCCUUAGAAGCGACCUGGCAAUCACAAAUGAUCGCUCAACGAAGUUGGCUUAUCACCAUCAUCACCACCAUCACCAUCGUCAACAUCGUCACCAUCGUCAACAUCAUCACCAUCACCACCACCAUCAUCACCAUCACCACCAUCAUCACCACCAUCAUCACCACCAUCACCAUCAUCACCAUCACCACCAUCACCACUAUCAUCACCAUUAUCAUCACCAUCAUCACCACCAUCAUCAUCACCAUCAUCAUCACCACCAUCAUCAUCACCAUCAUCACCACCAUCACCACCAUUGUCACCAUCAUCACCAUCAUCACCACCACCACCAUCGUCACCAUCAUCACCAUCAUCACCACCAUCGUCAUCACCAUCACCACCAUCACCAUCAUCAUGCUGAAAUGUAUAGCAGCAGCCAAAUAAUCCUAAACGCGUAUUUUCUAAAUUGGUGGUCGCCAUCCAAAUUUGAUGAUUCUUAGAAUUGUUGGGUCAGGACGUUAUUCACAAUCUUGGCCACUGCCUGAUUAUGCUGCUUGUAACUACCAGCGAUAAUUCGGACUAGCCACGUGUCCAGUGUGUGUGUGGAUCGCUGUCCGACAUACUGAAGGGCAGUCGUACAUUGGCACGGAUGAUCAUCGCGCUCCAACUUUAUCCGUUGGCUGUGUCGGGCGGUGGAGGGUGUAUGACAACACGUUUUGCUCACGCGAGUAAUAUUUUAAAAUGAAAUGUUUUAUUUUACAAAAAGUCAUUUAUUCUUUCAACUCCCCGAGUAAAUGUAACGCGCAGACUCGCGCGGCGUGGACAUUUUUAGUAGCAGACAAAUUGCUCUGAAUGCACGACGUUGAUUUUAAAUGUGGAGGGGACAAAACCGGAGGAAACCCGUUGGAAAAAAUCCACGCGGCCACCACAGAGAGAGAGAGAGAAAGAGAGUCAUCACAAACUCGAACAUUUUUAAGAGGCAUUGCCAGGAGUCGGAAUCAAACCCACAAGUGACCUCCUGUAUUUAAUUCUAGAUUUGAAGCUUUCGUGACUGCAAGGAUUUAUAUUCUUAGGUUUUUUCGGUAAAGUCACGUAGGUAAAAAAUUUAAAUUAAUAAAAGUAAAAUAAAAUAAAUAUUUUUCUUUUAUUCAUUAAUUUUUUUUACCUACGUGACUUUACCGAAAAAACCUAAGAAUACGACCUCCUGUAUGCCAGGCGAGGUCGGUAACAUCUCCUAGCCACCGUGGCGCCCUCACGGGGACCGCACGCUCGCUUGCUCCGCUGCCGCCAGGCCCGCUCGCUCCGUGUCGCGAUCACGGCCACGUUACUUCUGGCUUCGUGAGUCUGGGGGCGGUACCUGUGUGUGUUGAACUGCUCUUGGAUGUACUCUGUGUGGCUGUGUGUGUGUGUGCCGAACCGUACGUAGCCAACAUCGUUCAUCGGAGGUGCGGGUGGCGGAGGGUUUUUGGCUUUCCGACCAGCGCAGCCUCGCCCCAAGUCGUUUUUAUCGCGAGCGUGGAGACGGUUCGGCCCGUCGCGCGCACGUGUGCCACCUUGUGCCACCACCCUCCUCCGCCUCUACCACCACCCUCCUGUACCACCACCCUCCUGUACCACCACCACCUGUACUACCACUCUCCUGUACCACCUGUACCACCACCCUCUACCACCACCCUCCACCACCUGUACCACCACUCUCCUGUACCACCUGUAACACCACUCUCCUCCACCACCACUCUCCUCCACCACCACCCUCCUGUACCACCUGUACCACCACUCUCCUCUACCACCACCCUCCUCCACCACCACCCUCCACCGCCACCUGUACCACCACCCUCCUGUACCACCUGUACCACCACUCUCCUCUACCACCUGUACCACCACUCUCCACCACCACCACCCUCCACCACCACCUGUACCACCACCCUCCACCACCACUUGUACCACCACCCUCCUCCACCACCUGUACCACCACUCCUGUACCACCACCCUCCUGUACCACCUGUACCACCACCCUCUACCACCAAGGUGGUGGUGGUGGUGGGGGUUGUGGUGGGGGUGGGUGGGGGUUGUGGUGGGGGUGGGUGGGGGUGGGUGAUGGGUGGUGAACUUGAUGACCUCGUUCACCUCGAUGACAUCAAUGACCUCGUUGACAUCGAUAUGUCAUCGAGAUUAUCAGUGUCAUUGAUGACGUCGCUGCCAUCGAUGACCUCUGACCUCUUUGACCUUGUUGGCAGCGACGACCGAUGACGCCAUUGCAGGUGUCCUGGUGAACAAGGGGGGGGGGGGGCGGUGUAGGUUCGGCCUCGUGAUCUGGGCCCAGCCGCGUGAAUCGUUUUAAUAACAAUCUCGUGGUUCAUACUCUUAGGCCUUUUCGGUAAAGUCACAUGGGUAAAAAAAUGAUAGAAAUAAAAUAAAAAUCACGACGUUUCGGAGGCAACACAAGCUUCCGUCUUCAGGUGGAACCGUCACAGCACGAUUGCUGUAUCAAGUAAAGAGAGGACCUUAUAUGCCUCCGAAACGUGAUUUAUUAUUUUAUUUCAAUUUUUUUUACCUACGUGACUUUACCGGAAAAAACCUAAGAGUAUGAAUUCUUGCAGUCACGAAAGCUUCCAAUCUAGAAUCUCAUGUUUGCCUUUUUAAACGCGUCCGUUGAGCUCUGUCAGUAACGAUAAUUGUCGUAGAUAAAAUUUUAUUCUUUAAAUUUUACCAGUUGUAAGGCCCCCAGGAUGAGCCAUGCAGCUUUUUUUUCAGAAGCGACCUGGCACAUCGCAAAUGAAGUGGCUCAUCCUGUGGAACAUUAUAGCAGCCAAAUUACUCCAUGAACGCAUGAUGUUGAUUCUGAAUGUGGAGAAAAAUCCACGCGACCACGGGGAGAGAGACACGCAAACUCCAAAUAUACAGCAGCAGGCGUCAGGGUCGCGAUCGAACCCACGACCUCGUGUACACCAGGCGAGGCAGUCAACAUCUCCUAGCCGCCGUGAUGAGAGAGAGAGAGACACGCAAACUCCAAAUAUACAGCAGCAGGCGUCAGGGUCGCGAUGCAGUCAACAUCUCCUCGCUACCACGGCGCCCUCUGGUUAGAGCCGCGCUAUCGGGAGCGACCGCCGGCUUCAUCAUCCCGGCCGACAAAGACGAAGACCCCCUGUGAGGCCUGGAGCAGACGGACCAGGAGCCGCCCUCGUGCGCCGGUUGAGUCCACCACUCGGCACGCGAUAGUCGCCAACGACCGUCCAAAGCCAUUUGGCAGUGACGUCCACUAAGACGGUUUACUGAUGAAAAGGAUGAAUACGCAACGGCGCGUGAAGGUGCCUUCACGUCAAGCCGACGUCGAGUUUAUCGGGACGGCCGGGAACGUUUUCCUUCUUCAUCCCGGGGUCCUGUUUUGCAAGGAGCUGCGAUUUUGUUUGUCGUUUUGUGUUUGUUUUCUUUUUCGCUCAACGUGGACCCUGUCGGUGCUGCUAAGAACGUCGCCAAUAAAACGACGCAGGUUCGA